This is a messenger RNA of Aptenodytes forsteri (emperor penguin), 549 nucleotides long. It is a transcript of the gene TAFA4, whose product is annotated as family with sequence similarity 19 member A4, C-C motif chemokine like. Gene Ontology annotation, molecular function: receptor ligand activity. The transcript has 5 exons. Bases 1 to 549 code for a protein of 182 amino acids. The record is from RefSeq and is a predicted model, not a curated record. Lineage: Eukaryota; Metazoa; Chordata; Aves; Sphenisciformes; Spheniscidae.
AUGGGAAUCUGGAAUAACUAUGAAAAACACACUGAAAUAAUUGUGUUUGACUGGAACAAAAUUCUUGCAAAGUCCCCAAGGAUGAGAUUCUGUGCCAAAUCAAUGCUUCUAUCUGACUGGCUCUUUCUGGUCUAUGUGUUAAUGGUCUGCUGUAAAUUGUUGUCCGCCUCUAGCCACCAUCCCCGGGGGCACACAGGCCAGCACCAAGUCAAGCAAGGGACAUGCGAAGUUGUGGCAGUGCAUCGUUGCUGCAAUAAGAACCGGAUUGAAGAACGAUCGCAAACAGUUAAGUGCUCCUGCUUCCCAGGGCAGGUGGCUGGUACGACAAGGGCUCAGCCCUCGUGCGUGGAAGCUUCCAUUGUCCUACAGAGGUGGUGGUGUCAUAUGAACCCCUGUUUGGAUGGAGAGGACUGUAAAGUACUACCAGACUAUUCAGGUAACACGGUAGCAAAGAAUAAACCUGUGGCUCCCUGCCAGAACAAUGGCAUGUGCAACUGUUGCUUGGCUGUUACACAGAGACCCUUUUUUGUGAUGAUGCUAUUGACUUAA